AUGUCGCAUUUUGUUUGUCAGCGACCAACCAAGUCCCGGCGACAGGAAGGAUCAGCCGAAGUGGAAGGUCCCAUCUGGAACUUGUGGGCCCGUGAUAUCGAGUGUGGCGCCGGAACCCUUGAGAAUGCGGGGAAGCCGUAUCGAAGCGAGGGACGCUCCUGCUGCCUUUUGGCGAAGCGUCCGUCUGACGUGACGGCUUGAUUUUGUGCCUUUGGAUUUUGGCGCUAGAGCCAGCCGCUCGCCCAACGCUGCUUCAAAAACACAGCGAGAUUACAGCGUCAAGUAGACUGACUCACGUGUUCGCCAUGCCUUUGGCCCAGAUGCAACGCCCAGCUGAUGGGAUCAGCACCACACCCACAACACCCACCACACCGACAACACCCACAACACCUACCACA
Gaeumannomyces tritici R3-111a-1 is the source of this 398-nucleotide messenger RNA. RefSeq lists its product as hypothetical. NCBI's taxonomy places the organism in Eukaryota, Fungi, Ascomycota, Sordariomycetes, Magnaporthales, Magnaporthaceae. The transcript has a single exon. The record is from RefSeq and is a predicted model, not a curated record. Bases 1 to 201 code for a protein of 66 amino acids.